Molecule: messenger RNA, 416 nt
Organism: Rhincodon typus (whale shark)
Lineage: Eukaryota; Metazoa; Chordata; Chondrichthyes; Orectolobiformes; Rhincodontidae
Product: protein Red-like
Exons: 4
Coding region: 168-416 (82 amino acids)
Source: RefSeq, a predicted model, not a curated record
AAAUGUGGGAAUCUCUGUACGGAUUUACCAAUCACCGCGGGUCCUGCGUUUUUCGGGGGAUUGUGGGAUAGGCCUCUGGAGUUGGGAGGACUCCGAGUGUUUGGUGAUCUCUGGCGGGAUCGAUUUCCCAAUUUGUUGUGAUCGAGUGGAUUAGGAACGGAUCCAAGAUGCCGGAAAGAGACAAUGAGCCGUUUUCAAAUCCUCUGGCGCCAGAUUCACAUGAGAUGGAAAGUACUCGGUCGCUGAAUCAAUCCAAGCUGACCAAUGAGGACUUCCGAAAGUUGUUGAUGACUCCAAGAUCAACUCCAUCCUCAGCUCCACCUUCAAAAACGCGUCAACAUGAGAUGCCAAGGGAAUACAAUGAGGAGGAUGAUCCAGCUGCUCGCAGAAGGAAAAAGAAAAGGUAUGCUGGAUAA